Paralichthys olivaceus (Japanese flounder) is the source of this 1141-nucleotide messenger RNA. It is a transcript of the gene ovca2, whose product is annotated as OVCA2 serine hydrolase domain containing. Gene Ontology annotation, molecular function: hydrolase activity. The record is from RefSeq and is a predicted model, not a curated record. Gene Ontology annotation, biological process: response to retinoic acid. Gene Ontology annotation, cellular component: nucleus; cytoplasm. NCBI's taxonomy places the organism in Eukaryota, Metazoa, Chordata, Actinopteri, Pleuronectiformes, Paralichthyidae.
AAUCAACGGAAAGCACUUCAGAGUGUUUCCGGUGCAUCACCGGAAGAAGCUGUCAACAGUAACUUUGCGCAGAAACUUCUUAAAUCAGAUUAAUUUGAAUCAAUAAUAGUUUCUCUCCCCUCAAACAUCCCGCUGUGAGCUUGAACCCAUCGAUUAAAGUUGACAACGACUUCCUAUCCUGUCAAUAAUUUUUAUUUAAACGCCUCAUUCGGAGCCGAAGUUCUCCUGCUAGCUCGGCUAAGCUAGGCUAAGCUAGGCUAACCUCUCCAUGGCCCCUCUCCGGGUCCUGUGUGUUCACGGUUACCGACAGAACGGCGGCUCGUUCCGGGAGAAGACGGGAGCUCUGCGGAAGCUGCUGAAGAAACACGUGGAGCUGGUUUAUGUGAGCGCACCUCACAGUGUCCCUCAGGUCAGAGGAGAAGAAGCUCCAGAGAAGGAGAAUGGUUCAGGUCCUGGAGGUGACGAGGACUCCAGGGGUUGGUGGUUUUCUGACAUCCAGGCUCGGAGCUUCAGUGCUCAGCAGCAGUGUGAGGAAAGCCUCGGGCUGGACGAGAGUGUGACGCUUGUGAGGGAAGCCGUGAAAGUCCAGGGUCCGUUUGACGGCAUCCUGGGCUUUAGUCAGGGAGCAGCUUUCGUGGCCAUGCUGUGUUCUCUUCAGGAGCAAAAACUGGAGCCGGAGUUCAACUUCCGCUUCGCCGUCCUCGUCGCAGGUUUCCGCAGCGCAUGCAAGGAGCACCUAAGGUUCUACAGCACUCCCCUACAGAUCCCUUCCCUGCAUGUGUUUGGACUGGAGGACCGAGUCAUCCCUGACAACAUGAGCAGGGAGCUCCUCCCCUCCUUCCAACAGCCUCAGGUCCUGACGCAUCCUGGUGGCCAUUUUGUUCCUGCUGCAUCUGUUCAGAGGCAAACGUACCAGGACUUUCUAAAGAGUUUCCAGUGAGAAAAACAAUGUAUGAGUGAGACAGCAGCGCUUACAUAUUCACAGUGAAUGUGGAUUAUUUAAUGUUUAAAAUGACAGCUCAUGGUAACAAUUGAUUCCAAUUUGGGUUCAACAUCAUGACCUUUAGAUACCUACUGUCCUUCUCAGGGAAGAUGUCCUGUAACAGGCAAUAAAUAAGACGACAGCUGUUUAUGUCAUCUA